AUGUGGCGGGGCGACCAGCCCUCCGCGUCCCCACCCCCAACGCUGACCUCAGAGGCUGAAACGCCGGAGGGUCCGGGCGGCACAGACCCCAGGCCGCCCUGCCCCGGCCCAGGACGCGGGCUCCCCGCACCCCAGUCGCCCUCACCCAGGCAAUGCGAACCCGCAGCGAAGCCGGCCGGCGAGACUGCCCCGCCGAGGCCCAGCAGCGACGACUGCAGAGGCGCGCGGGGCUCCGUGACCGGGGGGGCCGCUCUCGCUGCAGCCGGCUGCUCCUCUCCCGCGGCGCCUGCCGCAUCGGGCCGCCGGAGCCGCGGCCGACGGAAACCAGAGGAAGGCGGCGCGGGCACGAUUCCUUCCCCCCGGAUCCGGCGGGGAAGCACAGGAGGCUGCGGGAAGCUGCUCCGGCUCCGCGGCUGGCGCCAGUUGCGCGGUGGCCGCGGCCGCCCCAGAUUCGCGGAGGAAGGUGCGAAGCGGCGGGAGGCUGCGGGCCUCGCUGUCCCCCCGGGCGGCAACGAGGGAGCGCAGCCGAGUCCCUACCUUUCGGGCGGGGCAGACUCCACCGCGCGCCCUCGCCGGGCGCCGGGGCCGGAAAAUCACCGCGGAGGGAGGGACGGGGAAAGGCGGCGGGUGGCUUCAGGACAAGGUAGGAGGAUCGAUUUCCACCGCCAAGAAGACACUCCCAUCCCGCCCUGGAGUGUUUGCAAAGCUGCAGGAGCUGGAGUGAGGGGUGGCCGGGCACUCCCCUUCCCCGCCGGGCUGGCGGGCGCAGAGGCAAACCCGGACGCUCGCCGCUCCGCGAACUGUGACACAAAGCCCAGCCGAAGGGGAGGAGUGUGCAGAGAGCGCCUGAAUUCCGGGGCUCUGCCCUCCAAGGGCAAAUGUAAACAUUUAAGUCAUAGCCGCAACCUUCGGGCACUGAGCAGUGUCGUCACGUGCGAUCAAAUGACCCCAGAGAGAAGACCCACGGACUUGGAUGCAAUUCAAAGUUGGCAGUGUGUCAUGAAGUGAAACAAAGUCCUUCAUCUGUGAUGGGCUUUCUGGUAUUUCUCACUGUCUGUCUCUCUCUAUCUC
This is a messenger RNA of Sapajus apella (tufted capuchin), 1071 nucleotides long. Its product is annotated as translation initiation factor IF-2-like. NCBI's taxonomy places the organism in Eukaryota, Metazoa, Chordata, Mammalia, Primates, Cebidae. The coding region runs from base 1 to 1008 and encodes 335 amino acids. The record is from RefSeq and is a predicted model, not a curated record. The transcript has 3 exons.